AUGACCUUGGGCUUUUUAAUUACAACAAAUGAACAUUCGACAAUCAUAAGUCUUCAUGAACAAUUAAUAAAAAAAUUAGGUUGUUAUCAACAAGAUCUUGAAAUUAUUUCAUCAUUUUUAAAUUGUAAAGUGAAAAGAAUUAAUAAAAGUAGUUCAUUAUGGUAUUUACUUAAAAAAUUAACUUUAUCUCAAGUUUAUGAGAAAAAAGACCAUAUAUUAUUAAAAAAGUUAUCAUUAAGAGCUUUGAAAAGUUGUCAAAUUCAUUUUGCAAAUUAUUAUGCUAAUAAUUAUUUACGUUGGAUUAUAACAAUGAAUCAACUUUUAGGAAUUUCAAAUGACUUUCUAAUGAAAGAAUUGCGUAAAUUAUGUCAUUUGAUUUUAUCUGAUAGUUCAUUAUGGAGUACUUUUUGUUUUUUAAUUGGUGGUUCUAAUGAAAAACAUUUUGAGUUUGUAAUUUUCGAAUUAAGUCAAGUAACAAAUUCAAAUUUUCAAUUCGAUAACACAAAUAAGGUAGAUUAUCAGAAUAUAAUUAUAGAUGAGUUUAAAUGGUUAAUUAAUGUACAAUGUCAUUAUUUAAGUCCAUUUAAAUUAUUAAUUCAAUCUUGUGAAUCUAUUGAAAUUUUACAAUUGAUAAAAUUAAAGUCACAAGAUAUUAAAUUUGAUGAAAAACUACGAAUUGAGAUUAUUAAGUUAAUUGAUUUUCAAAUAUCAAUUCUACAAACAAAGCUGACUACAUAG
Molecule: messenger RNA, 738 nt
Organism: Lodderomyces jiufengensis
Lineage: Eukaryota; Fungi; Ascomycota; Pichiomycetes; Serinales; Debaryomycetaceae
Exons: 1
Coding region: 1-738 (245 amino acids)
Source: RefSeq, a predicted model, not a curated record